AUGAAGUACACAUUCCAAUCUUUGGCACUUGCCUCAGUGGCAUCUGCCCGUGUCCUCCAGACCAGACAGCAGUCAUCAUGCUGCUUCGGCAUCAAUGUCUCUGGUGAUGGUGUACAGGGUGGUUCUCUUGGUCAGCUCAGCGAUGGCCAGAACCGCUUCGGUCCCAACCAGUCUGGUGCUACUUACUGCAUCAACGAUGGCAAGAUCACCGACAAGAGCGGUAGAGGAUGCAUCCUUACUGGGCCUACCACGCAGUUCCAAUGCGACCAAGGUGCUUCUCCUACUGGAGGCUUCUCUAUUGCUCCUUCUGGUCAGAUUGAGCACAACGGUGAUGCCACUUUCUACGCUUGCCCUGUUGAUGACAACGGCAACUACAACAUCUACACCCAGCCUCUUGACAACAUGCCUAAGUGUGUCAAGGUUGGCUUGAGCUCCGCUGAGGGUACCUGCGCUGCCCCUUCGUCCACUCCUGCCUCUUCUUCGGCUGCACCUGCCACCACUGCAGUUUCUGUCUCUGUCUCCACUGAGCAGUGCCAGCCUUCUACCAUUGUGAAGACUAUCACCCAGCAGAACAAUGUCACCGUUCCUGUCACCGAGACCAAGACCGAGUACCAGACUCAAGUGCAGACUCAGGAGCAGACCGUCCCCACCACUGUCUACCAGACUCAGACCCAAACUCAGUACAGCACUAUCAACGAGACUCAGACUGUCCCUACUACCGUGUACAAGACACAAGAGGAGACUACCACUAUUUACAAGACCGAAGAGAUUACAUCUACUGCUGUUCGCACGGAAGAGCAAACUGAGACUCUUCCUCCUGUCACUCAAACUCAGGAGACCACUAUUGAGCAGCCUACAACCAUUGAACAGCCUACUACCAUUGAGCAGCCUACUACCGUCUCUCAGGCCCCUGUUACCCAGACUGAAUCUGUAACACAGCAGAUCACAACUUCUGUUGCUAAGCCUACCACUGUUUCUCAGGCUCCUGUUACCGAGACCGUCUCUUCCUCCCAGCAGCCCUCUGCCACUCCUUCCGGCACCGGAAACUGCCCUCGUGAUCUCCCCAACAUGGACUCUUACUUAAAGCCUCGCCUCAUCGUCCCCGUCAACAGCAACCAGCCCGAAGCUGCCUAUGGCACUCAGUACAAUGCGUACGUUGGCAAUGGCAACAGCACGAUCUUCACCUUCGAUGUUCCUCAGAGCUACAAGGGCAAGCAGUGCGAGGUCAUCUUCACCUACCCAACCCAGUCCCAGCUUGAAACCUCCUUCGUGAAAAGCUCCGGAAACGGUGGCAUUGACUUCAAGCAACUUAAGAACGCAGCUGAUGAACACACCACCUUCAACAAUCAGCCUGCCGUCGCCAAGGACUUUGGCGAGAAGGGUGUCUCUACCGGUAACGCCUACACCAUCACUACUGGUGACUGCGACAGUGGUAACAGCAUCUCUUACGAGCUUACGGCUACUGGCGACUAUGAGACUUCCUGGUUCCAGGUGAGUAACCAAUCCUCAAUUGAUGUACAUGACAACGAUACUGACUCUUCACAGGACUGGAACCCCUGCCCCAUCGGCCUCUGGGUUGUUGCCAACUAA
This is a messenger RNA of Aureobasidium musti, 1590 nucleotides long. NCBI's taxonomy places the organism in Eukaryota, Fungi, Ascomycota, Dothideomycetes, Dothideales, Saccotheciaceae. The record is from the annotation of a GenBank genome assembly.